AUGCGUCUUCAACUGUUGACUCUGAGCUGGGCAUUGGUAAUGUUCGCUGUCCAGGGCCGGUCCAUGUACGGUGAGACUAAUGAGAGUGACAGCCCCCUCGCCGCGCGGCAGGACCCCGACUACGGCUGGGUGCUCGUGGGGUACGGCGAGCCCGACUGCAAGGGCGCCGUGGUGGCCAACUGGCGGGGGUCCAGCUACGUGCCGCAGUGCAUCGCCAUCAACGCCACGCAGUCGGUGGCAGGCGGGUCCGGCGCCGGCACCAACGUGAACCUGUGGGAGGACGACCGCUGCACCGCCCCGGCCUCGUCCUUCAAGGCCAGCGGCGAGGACCCCAGCGGCUAUCCCUGCUACAACACCGUCGUGCGCUCGUUUACUGUCGACAAGUGA
Messenger RNA from Lasiosphaeria miniovina, 387 nucleotides. RefSeq lists its product as uncharacterized. The coding region runs from base 1 to 387 and encodes 128 amino acids. NCBI's taxonomy places the organism in Eukaryota, Fungi, Ascomycota, Sordariomycetes, Sordariales, Lasiosphaeriaceae. The record is from RefSeq and is a predicted model, not a curated record. The transcript is spliced from 2 exons.